AUGGCGGAGCCGGCUGCCGUGCAUGCAAAGCUUCAGGGGCCGCAGAGAACAUGUUCUCCGUUUUACAACCCUGCGGGGAUAUAUGUCCCAGAGUUCAGCUGUGACGAUGACGUGUACCCAUACUGCUGCGGGGUGUGCGACAACAAGUACUGUUGCCGUGACAACUCAAGUCUCAUCUGGACCGACUGCGACCAGCCAAGACUCCCAUUAAGCCUGAUCAUUCAGCUCGGGUUUGCGGUGGUUGCCACCCUGUUCCUUGUGGUUCUCUUGCUGGUCGCUGGGUGGUGUUGCAAGAGAUGCAGAACCAAGAAGGGGCCAGUAGAAGAGAGCGACGAAGAGGAUGACAUCGACAGCUUUGGCAGCGGCAGAAGAGCGCAGUAUACGAGCGCACGACGCCAUGGGUUCUACGCGCCCCCUACCAGAUCGAGUGGGUACAGCAGCCGUCGUCCGUGUCCGUGCGGUUCGCCCGUUCUCCCUGCGCAUGCCCAGUUCUGUUACCAUGGCUACAUGAAUCCUGUGACGUACCCCUAUCGGUCCCCACACGGAUACCACGGGAAACAGGCAGCACAGACUAUCGUUCUGCAGGACUUCUGAAGAAUCAGACUUCCCUCCUUGGUUGUCCAGUCAUGCAGUAGCCGGGGAUAGAGUUGAUUCAGCUCACCAUGUAAUGAGAAGACCAGAAAAAAAUUACUUUAAUAGAAAGUCGCCUUGAACACGCAUUGAAUCAAUCUAUGUGGCUUUUUUUUCACACAAAACCAAAACAAGAUAGAAACUCAUUCAACUACACAAAA
Molecule: messenger RNA, 791 nt
Organism: Branchiostoma floridae (Florida lancelet)
Lineage: Eukaryota; Metazoa; Chordata; Leptocardii; Amphioxiformes; Branchiostomatidae
Product: protein shisa-4-like
Exons: 4
Coding region: 1-594 (197 amino acids)
Source: RefSeq, a predicted model, not a curated record